AUGGACCGCGAGGGGCCAGACACCGCCCGCCGGGAGGCAGAGCUGGAGCGCGGCCGUUACUUGGAGCGCCGGGCCGUGGCCCAGGAGCAGCUGGCGCAAAUAAAGGAGCACAAGCAUCAGGCAGAUCUGGCCAAGCUAGAAGUCAAAAGAGAAGGGGAACAAAUACAGAGAUUGAACCAAUUGUACCAACUGGAAAUUCAGAGGGGAAAAGAAAAGGAACAGGAGGAAAAAGUUGAACGCCGGAGGCUGCAUCAUGAGUAUGUAGCUGAACAGAAAAUAAUUAAAGCUGAAGAGAAACAAAAAGAAGACAAAGAUGAUGAUCGGAUUAAGGCUUAUAUUAAAGGAAAAGAAAUGAUGGCUGACCUGACAAGAGAAAAACAUGCAGAGACUAAUAGGAUAAUGCAGGAGCAUAAGGACAAAGCUGUUGAACAACUAACUGCACAGAUGAAUGAGGCAUGUAAGAUUGAAGAUGAUCGUCUUGCUAGAGGAGCUGCAGAGGUAGAAGAUGAAUACCAAAUGAAAAACAAAGAGAAAGAAGCAAAAAAAAAGGCUGCCAUUGAAUCUAUUGCUGAACACAGAGCCACUGUGAUGAAGAUGAAAGUGGAAAAGGAGAGAGAGGAAAAAGCAGAGGAUGAGAAGGAUCGUAAUCAGUGGAUGGCAGCAGAUCAUACCUAUUUGGAAAUGGAAAAAGCCAAGAAACAAAGACAACAUGAUGCAAACAUGGAAGUACAGAAAAUUCAGAUCCAGCAAAUGGCUGAAAAGCAGGCAAAAAAACAGCAGGAAAAGCAAGCAGAUUUGGACUACAACGCUCAGAGAGAAGCUGCUUUUCGUAAGGAUCGAGCGUUUCAGCGAUAAAGACAUGCUCCUUUUACUACUUCAAGCUUUUUUCAGCAAGCAGAAAGAAUGGAAACUUUUAAUAAAGCAUUUUGAUCGCAGAAGCUGGAGCCUUGAGAAGAAGCAUUGACUACAGCAGAAGUGGUGCUGAAAUCUGCAGAGCUUGAUAAUGCUCCAAAUGCAUCCCUAAGUGCAUAUUUGCACAUGCUCACUACCAUGCAAUUGGUGAGUUAAAUGGGUUUUAGUCUACCUCCACAGCAGCAAGAAGCAAGGUGGAUUGCAACCUCAUUUCUUACUCAGCUUCAAAAAAUGCCCUGUUCUGCAGAUUAUUUAUGUCUGCAUUUGAAGUCUACAGCCUGCUUCCACGGGGUUUAUACCCCUUUUACUUUGAACAUCUACAGAAAUACCGAAGUCACGUACCAGAAAACAACUCUUCCUUUCAGUACACCUAGAGUGAAGUAGGAAUCCUGUGUAACUUUAAAGCAUAUUGGCUAAAUAUGGAUUUAGUUAUCCAAAUUCAGCAUGGA
Gavia stellata (red-throated loon) is the source of this 1361-nucleotide messenger RNA. RefSeq names its product cilia- and flagella- associated protein 210-like. Lineage: Eukaryota; Metazoa; Chordata; Aves; Gaviiformes; Gaviidae. The coding region runs from base 1 to 855 and encodes 284 amino acids. The record is from RefSeq and is a predicted model, not a curated record. The transcript has 7 exons.